Molecule: messenger RNA, 1170 nt
Organism: Saxophila tyrrhenica
Lineage: Eukaryota; Fungi; Ascomycota; Dothideomycetes; Mycosphaerellales; Extremaceae
Exons: 3
Coding region: 1-1170 (389 amino acids)
Cellular component (GO): membrane
Source: RefSeq, a predicted model, not a curated record
AUGUUUCCCCCCUCAAGCGGGUAUGACUUCGACAUCGAGGCAAUCAGCGGAAUAUGUGGUAGCAUCUCCAUCGCCUGCUGGGUGGUCGUCUUCAGCCCUCAGAUCAUUGAGAACUUCCGACGUAGCUCAGCAGAGGGGCUGUCAAUGGAGUUCCUGGUCAUCUGGUUACUAGGGGACUUCUUCAAUAUCAUUGGCGCCGUUCUGCAAAAGGUCCUGCCAACCAUGAUCAUCCUUGCCAUCUACUACACGUUUGCCGACAUUGUGUUGAUUGCGCAGUGCUUCUACUAUCGAGGCUUCUCCUUUCGGGAUCCCAAAGACCAGAAGCCGGCAGAGGUGGCCGAUGGACCUACAUCUGAGCGGACGCCUCUUAUUGGGAACGGCCACACGAAUGGCCAGACGAACGGCAGCGUGGAAGAGAGGCCCACUAUCGGCUCGAUUGAUCCUGCUUCGAGGACGCGGUCACAGUCAUCAUUCAGAGACCGCUUUGCGAGCCUCGACGGCACGCAUCUAUCACCUGCAACGCCAAUGCACCCGCAGCCCAAAGAUUCAGAUGAAACCGAGCCACUAAAGCCAUCUCAGCCCCGCUCCUGGCUUCAAGCCAUCUUGUUCAACAGCACUGCCAUUGUGCUUGUCGUGCUAGCAGGUGUUGCAGGCUACUAUCUUAGCCCUUCCCAGCCGCCGCCGACACACCACCACACGACGCCUGCAGACGAACAAGCGCAGUCUUUGCAUUUCAGCUUCUGGGGUCAGAUCUUUGGAUACAUCUGCGCUGUGCUGUAUCUUGGCUCGCGCAUUCCUCAAAUUCUGCUCAACUACCGUCGAAAGUCUACAGAAGGUCUCAACGCUCUUUUCUUCAUCUUCGCUUGCGUGGGAAACCUCACCUACGUCUGCAGCAUUCUCGCCUUCGAGCCGAUAUGCAGCAGCCACCGCCACGGACAUUGGCAUGAAAGUAACUGCAAGCCGGGCGAAGCAUCUUCAGUGUACGCAACAUACAUUCUCGUCAAUCUCAGCUGGUUGAUCGGGAGUGCGGGCACGCUUGGUCUCGACUUCGCGGUCUUCGUACAAUUCUUCUUGUACCGGCACAAUGUUUCUGGCAAUACUUUGACCGCGGAGGAUGUGCCUAGGAGGGUGGACGGUGAAGGCAGAGGAAGGGAGCCGAAUGAAAGAUAA